UAAGAAGACAUUAAGUAAUUUGUAUAUGGUCAAUACAAGAUCUACUAAAUUCGAGAAAGAAAUGGAUACAUCCGGACCACCAGAAUGGUUUUUAAAAAUGGAAGAGUUAAAAGAGAAACGUAGGCAAGAAGAGAAAGAAAAUGAAGAGAAACGUAGGCAAGAAGAGGAGGAGAGGCGUAGACAAGUAGAGGUAGAAAUAAUAAAUAGUUUGUCACAAAUUCAAGAAAGUUUUACAUUAGAGUAACGAAUGUCGAAUCUGAAACAGCCCCUUCAUCUUCACAUCCCCUAAAUCUUCUUGAAUCAGGCACAAUCAGAAAUAGCAAAAUUUUGAAACCAC
This is a messenger RNA of Diabrotica virgifera virgifera (western corn rootworm), 337 nucleotides long. Its product is annotated as unconventional myosin-VI-like. The transcript is spliced from 2 exons. Bases 26 to 244 code for a protein of 72 amino acids. The record is from RefSeq and is a predicted model, not a curated record. Lineage: Eukaryota; Metazoa; Arthropoda; Insecta; Coleoptera; Chrysomelidae.